AAGCUUGAGAAAGCUGUAGUAAUUGUAGGGAGCAAACAGGUAAUUACAUUUAAAACUAAACUACGGUAAGCAUACAGCAACAAAAAAAAAAACAACAAAAGUAUAAUUUAUCUGAAAAACAAAAGUGUUAUCAAUGUGUAAUGGAUGGAAAUGACUUAAUUAUCCACCAAGAAACUUUGCCACACUGGAGCACCAGAAAUUCAAAGUUUUAUAGAUAUAAAUUUAAAAAAAACGACAUUAUUAAUGAAGUAGAACUACUCGCCGCGUCACUUUAGUUUUGAACAGUUUCAAGAAAAUUGCAAUGGUCAAUAGUGAUGUUUAAAACGUUGGUCAAUUUUAAACUGUAACAAACACCCCUGUGAGCUAGUCUGGAAUUUAAGAGUAAAUAAAGUUUAAAUAUGUAUGUAUUGUAUGUAAGUAUGUUAGGCCUUUUAAUGCUUGUGAUCCAUUACAUGUUUCUCUUUCUCUUGUAUUUAUUUUUCCAUUUGUUGUGUUUCAAUUUCGUCUCUAUUUAAUGUUGAUAAGAAAAGGAUUUGGUUGUUUAUUGAGUGGUUCCCUUAUUUCUCUGGAUCUUUGUAUUCCAAAGAGGCUGUUGCAGAGAGAUUAUUUUGGUUAUUGGAGGGCAACUAAUGUUUAUUGGCUGUAAAGGGUGUGUGAAGAUGUCCAUAAUGAUAGAAUAUUGAAAAGUAUAAUGCAUGUCACAGUACACGAAUGGGCUGUUGGGAAGGACACGAAAUAGAAAUCUACAGUGGCCAGGAGGCUUUUAAUUGAAAAUUGACAGGAGUACAAGGUGAACAUUGAAAAUUGAAUGGGGCUCGAAGUAAAGCAAGGCAAAAGAUGAAUGGGAGCAGCCUUGGUUGUCUAUACUUGUUUGGUGAACAGCUGCUUUGCAGUGAAAGCUAAAACAACAUUUGCAGCUUCAUGUUUUUUAUUGCAAAGCCUGAAACGACAGUUCUGAUUGAAGCUACAUAUUAAGAAAUUUUAAAGUUGAGAGGUAGAUGUUGUUGGAAAAUUGUCGUGAGUGUUGGCAUGGGGAGCAACGAGAUUGAAAUAUAGCCUCAAAGGUUUGGACUCCACUUUUUGCUGUUAAUAUUGUGGUAAGAUUGUAAAAAGUAAAAUAAAAGUAGACGUGUAAGUCUAUGGACUGUUUGAAAGGAUGCAUUGUAGUAGUCGUAAAGAAGAAGAGGCAGCCUUUAAUAAAAAGUUGAUUGUCGCUUUUAGUGGUGUAUACUCCAAACCUCUAGAAAUAAAUUACUAAAACGAGAUUUAUGGUGAAUGUCAUUGGAAAGUUUCAUUAGUCUCAGUAUUGCAUGACCUCAAAACUUCUUCCACUUUUCGCUCUGAGUUCUUUAUGGAGAACUGUCAUCUUCGUAACAAACGCCCCUGUGAGCUACUCUGGAAUUUAACAGUAAAUAAAGUUUGCAUAUGUAUGUAUUGUAUGUAAGCUUGUUAGGCCUUGUAAUGCUUGUGAUCCAUUACAUGUUUCUCUUCUCUUGUAUUUUUUUUUCCAUUUGUUGUGCUUCAAUUUCGUCUCUAUUUAAUGUUGAUAAAAAAAGGAUUUGGUUGUUUAUUGAGUAGUUCCCUUAUUUCUCUGGAGCUUUGUCUUCCAAAGGGGCUGUUGCAGAUAGAUUAUUUUGGUUAUUGAAGGGUAACUAAUUUUUUAUUGCCUGUAAAGGUUGUGUCAAGACUGUCAUUUCUCUUUAUAUUUUACCUAGGCACAAGACGCCUAACUAAAUAAAAUGAAAUAAAGUUAAAGUAAUGACGUUAAAUCACCAAAUCUUAGACUUUUCCCAUAAGGACGUGUUGGAAACAUUGACAAACUGCAGUUAGCAUAGCUAAUUAGCUUUAUCAUCCUUUCACCGGUCUAUAACAAACCAGUUCAACGACCUGCUCCCAGUUGUCUCGUUAGCUCAAUCAGUAAGAGCACUGCACCGGUAUCGCUGAGGUCAAGGGUUUACAUUGCGUUCAAGGGUGAAUUUUUUUUUUCAGGUUUUCUUUUCACAACUGCAAAGGUUGCUUCUAUAACUGCAAUGAUCUACCUUCAUACUAUUGUUCAUCCGCAGUUCACAUAAAUGAUUUUCAUGUAUUUAGAACUUCACGUGAAAGUAAACGAGAAGUCACGUAGAUUAAGGCAGAAUCUCUUGGACUUUUAACAAAAAUUAAUGCAUUAAUUAGGAUUGUCAUCAAAUGCAAAUCCUCUAGGUAAAGUGCAGACUGCAGACAAAAAUAAGACAGUCACAAUGAUAGAGAAAUACAUUUUACAACCAAACCCGUACUUUGUACUGAUAUAAGUAUCAGUGUGCUCGGACCAAGAUAUAGUUCAGGGUUCUCCUGAAAUUUUGAAGUAGAAGGAGAACGAAGGGGAGUAGCCGUCAGAGAAAAUUCUUUAAGGCGCGACAGUGCCUUCCACAUGCCCUUGGCGCGUGUGGGGGGAGAGUAUGGGAGGGAGGACAUCCCUCCCAUAGGGGGGUCCGGGUGGCCUUCCCCUGGAAAAAUUUUGCAAUUUGGAGCUCGUAAAGUGCAUUUUGGAAGAUGACUGCCAUGAUGAUAGAACUUUUAUUAAUCCACCUUCUCACAUAUAUUACAUUUUUGAGAAAAACUUCAGAAAUGCGAUGCACCCAACAUCAAAGUUCAAUUUUUUCUGUAAUACUUCAAAAAUAGUUUAAAGAUCUGAUAGUGUGUUAAAAUGUCUAGAAAUCAACGUCAAACUCGAAGUCUGAAUCUACAUCAGACGACUCAUCUAGCAUGUCCAUCUCAGUAAGUGCCUUGUGAACACUGUUUGCGAAGGCUGAUGCCUGAGUUACUAGCUGGGGUUCUUCUUCCAUCGAUAUCACAUCCAUAUUUUCUGCAAUAGAAUGAAAUAAACAUCAGUUCUUAACUCAAUAACUGGCUAUUUUUUGUUUCUUUCUAAGCUAUUAUCUCUGUGUAAUCUUAAUUUUAAUUGGGGCUAUGUUUGAUUUGAAGUUAUUUAUAUUACCAGUAAUACUUACCAGGUGUCUCAGUCUGAGUGGCAACAGUUGCCAAUUCAGUGAUCCUUGCAUCUCCGUGCUUACUGCCACCAAUCCUUGGGAGGUUCAAUGGAGGUAGGUUUCUCUUGUGGGUGUUCCUCCAUACUUGUGCUGCCUCUGCCAGGAUUACUUGACACUCUUCGGACUUUGGCUCUGGUCCAUUGAUUGAAACAUGAAGACAUGUCGACAGCAUGUCAUUCUUCAGGCGGUUUCUUAGCCUUGUCUUAACCCUUUUGACAGCACUGGCUCCUCUUUCAACAACAGCAUUUGACAUUGGCUGUGUCAGACAGAUCUUUGCAGCAUCCACCAAAAAGCUGUAGCUUUCUCUGAGUAGUGCUUGCUCUUUCACGAUUUUACGAAGAAUCCAUUCGGUGGGUGAUAGUUUGGACUCCUUCCCACCUUGCAGCACAUUCUGAGGUGGCUUCCAGGAUAGCAUGAGGUAUUUGAAAUUCUGCCACUGGGUUGUCAUCUGAUCUUCACUGAAUUGGAAUUGAUCAGCUAAAAUCUUCACACUGGCCACACCAUGUUCCAUGAACUCAGGAUCAGUGGUAGCAGGCAGGGUGGUUGGAUUGAAGAUGCUGAAGGCCUCUAACACUGGAGCAGCUUGAGUGAAGCGUCUGUCCAGGUUCUCUUCUAGUGCUAAAGUGUAGCUUUGGCACAGGUUGACCAAUACUUCUUCCUGUGAUGAGGGAAGAGUAAGUUCUAAAUCUUUGUACUGGCCCAUCAAAGCUUCUUUCAGGACAUGUAGUGGCUUGCAACUGGAUCUUAUUUCAGUGAUUCUCUUCUUUGUCAAUUCCAAUGAUGGCUUAAUGGCAGAAUAAUGGAUUUUGUUUUGUUGGAAUACUUUACUUAAGGUGUUAAGGUGAGGAAGAACUUCGUUUAAGAUGAGAAGGGUACCCACAAACUUGACGUUAUUCAUCCUUUUUAGCAACCCAUCAGCUGUGGCAUCAUGCUCCUUGAAUUUUCUGAGAGUUUGCAUCAGUGCCACCAAAUUUGUACAAACACUUGAUACACUUUGCCCUGUUGACAGCCAUCGUGUCCUGCAGGCCUUCUGGACUUUUACAGCCAAUGACUUCUUCUGCGCAGCAUCUGGCACUUGAAUUUUCCUCAAACUUUCACAGACCUUGAUGUAUGCAGAGCAUCUCUUGGGGUAUUCGAGCCACUUCCAGAGCUGCUUGAGCGUAGUUUCCACUGUGGUAAUGAAUUUGACCCGAUCAUUCGCAUCUCCACAGGCCAGAGCCAAUCUAUGGUUUAUACAGUGCGUUCUUAUGAGAAGAGGACACACUGCUUGUAGUCUGGCACCAACACCAUUAUGGGCUCCUGUCAUCACACUGGCACCAUCCGAACCGAAUCCACAGGCAUGUUCAACUUGCAGGCCACUUUCUUUCAGCUCCUCAAUAAUUAAACGGGUGAUCGUUUCAGCAUCAGCAGAAUCGGAUGUUGCAAGGCAAUCUUUAACUUCCAAGAAGUCAAAGUGGGUCUCGCCUGUCUCGUCCACAUAACCAAUGUAAAUGAGGAGUUGUUCGAUCACAGCACAAUCUGUCACUUCGUCAACGAGGAUGCUGAACCACUUUGCUUCUUUGAUUCGUGCUAGCGUCGUCUUCUUCAGUAAUUGCCCCAGUAGCAAUCUCUGCUCCCUUUGACAUCGUUCACUUGUGUUCUUCCAGUGACUCAUUUCUUGAAGACCAACCUGUUCUUCUAGCUUUAACAAUGACUUCAACUUCACAUUGGCAAUCUCUUCAUGUGCUAGCCAGUAAACACUCAGCAUAGCAUUGAAUGUCACCUUGUCUGCUUUUUCUUGUACAGUUUUGUGCUGUUGUGCAAGGGGGCUCUUUCGUCUCUCCAGUUCAAGAAGAUAGGUUCCAAGGUGCCCAGUUGACCUUGCAUGGCCCAGGUCUUUUUUGCCUACAGGGUGCCCAUCAGCCUUGGAGUUGAAGAGAGCUGAUCUCUUAUAGCGAACGGAUGGCUCACAGUUAAACUUGCAAUCUUUGUUGUAUCUGUUCUUUGUGUUAUGUAUGCGACAAAGAAGGCAGUACAUCCCCUCCCCUUCAAUGAAAACAAGCCACCACAUCCCUGUUUCCCUUGAAAACGUGAGGGUUUCAUCGAAUAGCCAUUUGUGCUGGAAUUUGUCACCUUUUCCUUGUUGCUUUUGUUGCUCUUGUUUGGAAAGCUCUGUACACGAGCCUGAACAGGUGUAAUAACUGUGCAGGGUUUUUCCGCUAAAAGCCUCGGGAAAGUACUCUUCCAGUAGGUUCAUGGCUUCCUUGUGUUCCAGUUUAGGAGGAGUAGAAGUCCGUGACGUAACAUUCGCAGAUGCUGUUUCGCCGACAGUGCCAGACGAUUUAGAAGGCGAGGGUUCUUGGAUGCUGGCACUUGUACAGGAAUCCUCUUCAUCAAGUGCUGGGAAAUUGAUAAUGCAAACUAAAGGAUUGCCUACAUUGCCUGUUAACCCUAAUUUUCAUAUAAAAAUUAAAACAAUCAAUUUGCAGUGCAUUUAAAUGACUGAAAACUCGUGAAGACAAUCUUAAAAAAUCUUUUCUAGAAAUGGGGUAUUAUAACGUUCCCGUAAAAAAAGAAAACUAGGUUAUUUUAUUACUUGUAGUCUUCAAAAUGCUUAGAUGAAGAAUAAAAACUUUCCUGACCAAAUCUACGGAUUCUCCGUUGGAAUUCUGUGCGUGGGUUCCUAAGUCCGCGGGAAAAUUAUCUCAGGAACUGAAAGAAUGUAAGUUUUAAGGGGUAAAUUAAAUUUAAGUUUAAAUUUUUUGAGUUGUAUUUUGUCACUUCUUUACUUGUUUUCAGGGAAAGCCGAGAACGAAAAAUGAAAAACGUCAUUUUCAAAAACCGCCCUGCAAAUUUGUAAUGCAUUUCGUUGACGAAUUUCUAGCAACAAAGCCGGCCAAGAAAUGUUCAGGGUUUUUUGUUCGGGUUGUUUCAUUCAGUCGUUGCUUUGUUCGUUCGUUUUUUUCGAUCGAUGGAUCGAUCGUUCAUCUGUUUCUUAUAAAUUUGCAGAAUGUAGUCUUUAUUUUUUUUAAAAAAUGCGGGUGCAUCAAGCCACGCUUUUCAGUCACGUUUUCUGCGACGUUUUCAAACUUAACACCUUGCAAAAUUGAAAAUGUUCUACAGUCCCACAAAGAUCAGAUCUUACCGAACGGGUUGAUCAAAGAAAUGAAAGCACAUGAACAAAAGGAACAUUUUUUGUAUGUUUAUUGAAUCUAAAAUAUUCCGUGUCGGUCGGGCUGAUCGCGUUGGCGACGUGUUGAAAGUACAAAAUUUAAUUAUGCGUACUUUCGAUUCGGAUAUAAAUAGAAAUAAAAUUUACAAAGGAAAAUCAACCUACCUUGUUCUGUGCCUUCUUUGGGCCUUUUAUUCCACGCGUUGAAGAGUGUCUGUUGUUUUGCCAGUCGCUUCAUUUCGGUUCUCAUUUGUUGCAAUUACGUUUCUGUUCUCAUGAAAAAAUUUUUCCGUGCUGCUGUCACGGGUCGGUGCACACGUGAAAAAUGCCGCGAUUACAAGCGGCAAGACGUUGUAUCAAACUUCACCUAUUUUCAAUUUUCAUGCCAAAACUUUGAUUUUAAUUACAGUUUUAUUUCAACUUGGAAACGGUAAUGCAUUUGUUUUUAUCACCGCGCUUGAAGUGAAAAGUUUACACAGUGAAUUUUUCCAUCUUCCAAAAUAAAUAUUUUUUUAUUUGGAUCUGAGUAGCCGGCGCGCCAAGGACGACUAGACGGCGAUUUUCGCCGGUCGCCGGGGCUUACGGAGAUCUCUGUAGUUUGGUUUAUAACAACUCCCAAGUACUUAAACAAGUCAAUAGCAAUAGUCAAACAAGUCAAUAUCAAUAGUCCUUUCAAUAGCAGUGAAAUUUAUUUUUAGAGAAACGUCGAUCUAGCAGAGUAACUCCUUUUGAGAGAGCUCCCUCUUUCAUGCCGACCCCACCAGACCAUUGGCCCAACAAUAGCCGGUUUCCUCUUGUCGUGUACUCAAAUACAAUUAACACUUUAAUAUUCCGUAAGGAAGGUGCAUAUGCUUUGGUCUGUGGGCUGUAGGUAUCCUCCUCCUCAAAAUGAAGUAUUUUUAAAACAGAUUUUUGUUUUCAAAAAAUUUUUGUGUGGAUGGGAAAAGCACAGAAGUUCACAACAGCAGAGUGGACAUGCCUUCCCGGUCCCCCUUUUAGUUCGACUAUUCUUCAUUGUUUUUUGUCUGGAGGAUUUGAUCUUGCCCUCGUGGACAUCAUAAGAUCACACUGCUAUAUAUUCACAGUUGAAUUUUUUAAUAUUAUGGCGGACUCUUUCCACUUGCAAUGGCGAUUUUUCUUUGUCCCUUAGUCGCUUAGCACAGAAGAGCAUGUAGAGGCGUCAGGCCUAUUCAUUCACCUAACUUCUAGGACCAUUCUUCAUUGUUUAAACUGGAGGAGCUCGUCUCGCCCUCGUGGAUCUUAUAAGUUCACAUUGCUACAAAUUCUUGUCACUUACCAAGAUCAUACUUCCAAAUGUUAUGGCGGCCUCUGUCUACAGACAAAGGAAACAUCCCUUUCUUGUGCAGUUACUUUUCGAGCUUUUAAGCCCGAAAAGUGGUUUUCUUAA
Molecule: messenger RNA, 7588 nt
Organism: Porites evermanni
Lineage: Eukaryota; Metazoa; Cnidaria; Anthozoa; Scleractinia; Poritidae
Source: the annotation of a GenBank genome assembly